Ilex paraguariensis (yerba mate) is the source of this 489-nucleotide messenger RNA. NCBI's taxonomy places the organism in Eukaryota, Viridiplantae, Streptophyta, Magnoliopsida, Aquifoliales, Aquifoliaceae. The record is from the annotation of a GenBank genome assembly.
AUGAAAAAAUUGCGAAUCAUUGCAUUUUUCGUUAUUACAACCAUUACAGGCAGCUUAAGCGCAGCGGACAAUGAGCAACAGCAACCUUGGGCGCAGAUGCUUGAAGUUAUGGGAUAUGCGGAAAUCGCGAAAGCGAGUCUAGCCAGAGGGUGUCUUCCUGAAAAUAAUUUAUCUAGGACAGCAGCCUACAUUGCCCUCUGCCCCAAGUUGUCAUUUAUUUCGAACAAAUUAAUUAAUGAUGCUGCUCUGCCAUUCGCGCGAAGGCCCAUAUCACUCGCUCCAUCCACCUCAACUUCCCAGAAAACGCCUCCAAAGCCGCGCGAAGUCCCGACAUUGCCCCCCGACGAGCGAGGUGGUCCGUACCAGCCCUUGCCACAACCUAGGGCUUAUCCAGUGGCACUGCGCCACAACGACAGCGCUGCUGAGCGGCAUCAGCGCCUCUUGGAAUCAUCCUUCGUUUGCGCGGUAGCCAAUCAUCCUGACGCAUAG